AUCCAUCUGCCUAAAUACAGGAGAGCCUCACCUCAAUGUCACUGUGUCUCGUUACCAGCAGAUUGGCAGCAAAAUAAAACUAAUUUCUCCAAAGGAUUUACUAUCCAACAAAACCUUGAGGACAGCAAAUAUCCAGAAAGCAGUCAGAAAAGGUUUGAGGGGUCCUAGCUCUACACAGGCAACAGCAGACCCUCUGGACCUCUGGAUUUUAGAUACAGUCCAAGAUGUGGAAGAAGUCGAAGAUCACAGACCAGACGGCAAACGGCCAAGGUCCUGAGCAGGACAUGACCCACAAGAAAAGAGCUGGCAUCAAAAGGAAAUCCAAAGUUCCAGGAGUGAUGAUCACACAGUAUGUAGAGGAACUACCAGAAGGGAAGAGCACCCCAGACUUCCUACGCAAACCCAUAGCUUUAACCAUCCAAGAGGGGAAGUUAGCUGUUUUUAAAGCAAGGGUGAGUGGGGAUCCCAAACCAGAGGUGACAUGGAGACGAGCUCAGGGAGAUAUGUCAAACAUGGAGAAAUUUCAAAAUAAAUUUGAUGAAGCUACUGGUGAAUACCAUUUAGAGAUGCCGAAAGUAACCAGUGAGGAAGCAGACACCUACAAAUGCUAUGCAUCCAAUGAAUAUGGGAAGGCUGUCUGCACUGUAAUAUUGAAUGUCAUAGAGGUCGGAUUCAAGAAAAAGAAGGCUAUGGAAGAGAUGGAUGCCUCAUCAACAAACCCAACAGAGUUUAGAAAAUUGCUGAGAAAAAGGGCUAAGGGAGAGAAGAAAGAAGAAAAGCACGAUGGAGAAAUCGAUGAGAGAUUCUGGGAGGUCAUCAUGAGCGCAGAUAGGAAGGAUUAUGAGCGCAUUUGCGCCGAGUAUGGCGUCAAAGACUUCCGUGUAAUGCUCAAGAAACUCAACGAGAAGAAAGAAGAAAGAGAGGUGGAGCAGGCCAAGUAUGUUGAGUACCUCAGUAACUUGAAACAUAUUGACCUGAAAGGAGAUGGCUCUGCCAGCUUUGAGUUUGAGAUGGAGCUCAAAGAUCCAACCAGUAGAGUUUUCCUCUACAAGGACGGUGUGAUGUUACCUUUCAGCGAUGAAAUGGCAAUGAAACACAACCUGAAGACUGUAGGAAAAAAGUUAAUCUUCACUGUCAAAGACCUCUUGCCAGAAGAUGCUGGACUGUAUCAAGUGGAUGUUGAGGAGGUCAAUGUUUUCUCCACUGACUUCAAGAUUCCCUGCGUUGACUUCAUCGUCAAGAUCCAAGAGGUGAAAGCCAAAGAGAGAGAGGAUGCCCUCUUUGAGUGUGUCUUGUCCCAUCCAAUAGCCAGGAUCAAGUGGACAGGCAAGAACAGCCCCCUGGAGCAUGGUGACAAGUACAGCAUCAGUGCAUCAGAGGACAAACUGAUUCACAGACUGCUGAUCAAGGACUGCAUGCAGUUGGAUAAAGGCAUUUACUCUGCUUCAGCUGGCAUAAAGUCCUGCAGUGCUUGGCUGAUGGUGGAAGCUGACACUGAACCUGCACCCACUGGUAAAAAGAAGGCCCGCAAAACAACCCAAGCAGGAGGGGCAGGGGUUGAUUUGGAGAAGCUAGCUGAGGAGCAGCAGGGUAAACUGCAGAAGGAGAAGGAGGAGAGAAUUGAAGCCAUCAUCAAGGCCAAAGAAGAACAGCAGGCAACAAUUGCUGAAAAUGUGGUUGAAGAGAAGGCUGCCGAUGAUAGUGCAUUAGUUGAAGACCCCCCAGUGGGAAGGGACACAUCUAAAGAUAAACAAACAGAGAUACCCCCCAAAAAACAAGAACCUCCUGUGGUGAAAAGUUCAAUUAGUGAUGGGGGCCAAUUGAAACCUGUAAAGGAGGAGCCAAAAGUAGAUGCAAGUCCUAAACCUGUUAAAACAAGUCCAGUUGUUCCUAACAAAGUCAUAGCACCACCAAAAAGUGAUGUACCUGAACCAGACACACAAGCAAGCGAGGGUGACAACUCUGGACGUAAGAGAAAUACUGGUCCACCAGUUUCAGACAAGGUCAUUGAUCCAAAAGAGGGUCAAAGUGGGCCAGAAGAGCCUGAGGAGUCACCUGAGUCUAACAAGAGCUCAGGACGUACAAGGCAGGGCCCACUACUGAAAGAUACAGUGAUUGGCCAAAUCACAGAUCCAAAAGAGGGUCAAAGUGGGCCAGAAGAGCCUGAGGAGUCACCUGAGUCUAACAAGAGCUCAGGACGUACAAGGCAGGGCCCACUACUGAAAGAUAAAGUGAUUGGCCAAAUCACAGAUCCAAAAGAGGGUCAAAGUGGGCCAGAAGAGCCUGAGGAGUCACCUGAGUCUAACAAGCGCUCAGGACGUACAAGACAGGGCCCACUACUGAAAGAUACAGUGAUUGAUCCAGGAGUUCAGUUUGUCAGUGGGCUUUCCGACGUUACUGCCUUGAUGGGCCAGCCUGCUGAGCUCCUCUGCAAGGUGAACAGUGAACAAUGUGAGGGUGCCUGGUUCCGAGAUGGCAAAAAGAUAUCUACAGAGGAUGGCCUUACAAUAUCUAAGGAUGGAUCAACCCACAAGCUGCUCAUCAACAGCUGCCAGGAGGAACACUCAGGGAAAUACCGUUUUGAGGCAGAUGGACGUAAAACUGAAGCAAUGCUCAAUGUUAAAGAUCCCCCUAGGUUUGACCAAAAUGACCUGGAUGCAUUCUCCAAGCCUGUGACAGUCAAAGUUGGUCAAAAUGCAAUUUUCAAGCUGCCUUUUGUUGGCUGUGAGCCCAUGAAGAUCCAGUGGUACAGAGAUGGAGAGGAGCUUCUGGACGAGAGCAAUGUUAAGAUAGAGAAGUCAACAAGCCACAGCCGUCUGCUCCUUAGCAAAUGUCAACGCAAAGAAACAGGAGAGAUCAAGAUAAGACUCAAGAAUGAGCAUGGAAUCCUUGAAGCUGUGUCUAAACUCAUUGUGCUUGACAAGCCUACCCCGCCCCAGGGCCCUGUGGAGGUGCUGGAGAGCUCUGCUGUCUGCAUAGACAUCAAAUGGAGGUCACCAAAGGAUAAUGGUGGGCGCCCAGUGAAGAACUACCUGCUAGAACGCCAACAGGUGGGGCGUAACACCUGGAAAAAGAUUGGGGAGAUCCCUGGUGUACCCACCUACAAGGAUACAGAUGUGGAUCAUGGAAGGAAGUACUGUUAUCGUAUACGAGCUGUUACCGAGGAAGGCAUCAGUGAGAUGAUAGAAACGGAUGACAUCCAAGCUGGAACUUUGGCCUUCCCUGGAGUCCCUGCUCCACCAAAAGUGGUCAGUGCUUCAAACACCUGUAUAAACCUAACAUGGACUGCACCCUCCAACACUGGUGGCUCACGCAUCGUAGGCUAUACCCUUGAGAAGCGCAAGAAGGGGAGUAAUCUUUGGAGUUACGUCAACCCAACUGAGGAGCCAAUACAAGAAAAGAAGUAUGUCGUAAAAGACAUUGCAGUAGGGAUGGAGUAUGAGUUCAGAGUGACUGCAAUCAAUGUUUCUGGACCUGGCGAACCUAGCAACCCUUCAGAGUUUGUGUUUGCAAGAGAUCCUAAGAAGCCCCCAGGAAAAGUUGAAGAUCUAAAGGUGACAGACACGAGCUACACCACCCUGUCUCUAUCAUGGACUAAACCAAGAGAGGAGAAGGGGGUCCAAGAUGAUCCCAAAGGCUAUUAUGUAGAAGUCCGUCAGGCUGAGAGCCUUGAAUGGGCCCGUUGUAAUGUCACCCCCAUCCUCCUGACCUCCUUCACUGUCAAAGGCUUGAAAGCAUUGUCUAUGUACUGGGUCAGGGUUAUUGCCACCAAUGAGGGAGGCGAUGGUGUGCCCCAAGACAUGGACAACUACAUUCUGGCUAUGCCCCCACCUGUGAGACCACGCUUCACAAACAACAAGGUGAAGAGUUUUAUGGUCGUGAGAGCAGGAAACACAGUCAGGAUCACAAUAAACUUUGAGGCCUCUCCGUGGCCAGAAGUGGACUGGCUGAAGGACAAUGUUCCUGUGACCAAGCGGGUAACCAUCAGCAACUCUGAUGGGUCAUCACAGAUGCUUAUUCCUUCUUCUGAGCGCUCAGAUUCUGGGGUCUACACUAUUAUGGUCAAAAACCUGGUGGGCCAGGAGACCUUCAGUGUGGAAGUCAGGGUUACAGAUGAUCCAAAGCCUCCUGGACCAGUGGAGCUGGAGGAGAACGUCCCUGGCACAGUGACAGUGAUCUGGGAGUCGUCCCCUGAUGAGAAGCGGGACGACCACCUCCACUACACGGUCUCUAAACUUGAAUCAACCAAAAACACCUGGAGCUCGGUGGCCGAUAGGGUUUUCAACAACAAGUACACCGUUUGCAACAUCAUGCCCGGAAGGGAGUACCACUUCCGUGUCUAUGCCAAAAAUGACAUGGGCAUGUCAGCACCGUCUGAGUCACCUACCUGGGGCAUAGAAAGAAGGAAAGAAAAGUUUGUGGUGAACAUGCCAAUCUACAAGACCUGUGAUUUGAGGAGCCCUCCAGCCUUCCUCGUUCCGCUAAAGCAGCACAAUGCUCCAAAAGGCUAUGAGUGUUAUAUCAGCUGUGCCGUGAAGGGUGAUCCCAAGCCUCGCAUCACCUGGUACCGCAAUAACGUCAGCCUCAACACAAACACCAACUACUACAUCUCCAACAUAUGUGGUGUAUGCUCCUUGUUGAUCCUCCAUGUGGGGCCCAAGGAUGUGGGCGAGUACACCAUCAUAGCAGAGAAUGCCAUGGGCAGGGCUGAGUGUUCCACCAAGUUCUCUGUCAGAGAAUGAAGAAAAUGCCAUUCUCAUAGUUUUAUAUAUUCCAUGUUUUGAUGUUUCAUCAUGUUGGGUGUGAUAUUGAAAUGAAUGUCUUGGUUGAAAAAAUUAUCUUAAUGCAUGGCUAUGCUGUGCAACAUUGGAAACUGAAAGCGUGUCUUUAAUACCCUAUCUGACAAUUACACAAACGAAAUCCACAUCCAUGGAGGCAUAAUACCAUUAUAACGUAUUGAUUACAUUUUAAAAACACGAGUUUCAACAUUUAUAAAUUUGAUUCAACAUUCCUCUGGAAGCCCAUUCGUGACUGAAUAAUAAUAAGCAUUGAUGAAAACUGCUUCUCGUGAAGGUGAGAAACCCAAUGCAGGUUAGGGUGAAAAGUAACCUGACAACAAUGUAACAAGUAACAAUGUAACAAUGUUCAAGUAAACAAGUACACAAGUAGCAAUAUUCAUAGCUAAACUUUUGAGCUAUGAACAUUGCUCUAUGCCUAAAAAACAAAGAAUAAACCAUUGUCAAAAAUAUGA
Messenger RNA from Osmerus eperlanus (European smelt), 5251 nucleotides. Its product is annotated as immunoglobulin-like and fibronectin type III domain-containing protein 1. Lineage: Eukaryota; Metazoa; Chordata; Actinopteri; Osmeriformes; Osmeridae. The record is from RefSeq and is a predicted model, not a curated record. The transcript is spliced from 29 exons. The coding region runs from base 225 to 4742 and encodes 1505 amino acids. Gene Ontology annotation, molecular function: protein binding.